Setaria italica (foxtail millet) is the source of this 839-nucleotide messenger RNA. RefSeq names its product cyclin-dependent protein kinase inhibitor SMR6. The transcript has a single exon. Lineage: Eukaryota; Viridiplantae; Streptophyta; Magnoliopsida; Poales; Poaceae. The record is from RefSeq and is a predicted model, not a curated record. The coding region runs from base 180 to 635 and encodes 151 amino acids.
AAAGCCUAAAGACUCACUUAUUUAGCCUCCAGUACCCUCUCUUUCUUCUCUGCUCAAAGCUCACUCUACACUCCAUUGCCCUUCUUCCCUUGGUUGCAUUCUUCUCAGCUAGCAGUAGCAUCUUAGAACACAACUACACAAGGCUGGCUUAUCGCUCAUCAGCUGCAUAGUAGAAACACAUGGGGAUCCAAGAGGUGAAGAAGCUGUUGCGUAAUCAGCAUCGCCGCCAUGAUGCGCAUGUGGAAGUGAAAGACGAAGACCGCAGCCAAGACGGAGCCAAGGUCUGGGUCCUGGGCAUGUCCGGGAUCGGCGGGAUCGCCCUGCCGCUGCAGCAGCUCAAGCCCGUCAAGACAGGCGGUCGCCGGCGACACGAUGCCGACGAGGAGCGCGACGGCGGCGGGGAAAAGGGAGAGGAUGAGGAGCCCGUGACGCCGAGGGGGGAAGGGUGCAGGAUACCGGCGGAGGCGGCGACGUGCCCGCCGGCGCCCAAGAAGCCCAGGACGGCGGUGUCGAUCAUCAGGAGCGGCGCCGGUCGCCGGUGCAACUGCGACGACGGCGAGGUGCUCGACGAGUUCUUCCGCGUGCCAGCGGAUUUGGAGGCCGUCUUUGUCAGCCGAGCUGCCAAGGCGAAUUAGCUGCCAGCGCCGCCGGCCGGCCUUGCGCGCGUGUCAGUGUAGUGCUUGAGUCCAAGCAGUGAUCGAGGUCUCGAGCAAGAGUGAUGCAAUGCAAUGAUGCAUCGGUUGGUGCCUUGGUGGGUGCGUGAGUGAGAGUGAUAGAGUGAGUGCAGCUGUACAAAUUCUCUUGUAGCACAUGUUAAUGUGAGUCUUAAUUUUGUGAAA